Protobothrops mucrosquamatus (brown spotted pit viper) is the source of this 2710-nucleotide messenger RNA. RefSeq names its product zinc finger protein 407-like. Lineage: Eukaryota; Metazoa; Chordata; Lepidosauria; Squamata; Viperidae. Bases 1 to 1560 code for a protein of 519 amino acids. The record is from RefSeq and is a predicted model, not a curated record. The transcript is spliced from 2 exons.
AUGAGUCUUGCUCGAAAAACUGGUGGCAACUCUGGUUGGGAGGACCGUUGUACAGAUCCAACUUGUGCACCCUGGAUUGGAAACCUUUACUCAUGCCUUAAGAUAGUCAUUCAGCUCUCAUCUGGAUUACUGCAGUUUGUUCUUCAUGUACUCAAACUACAACUGGCCCAGAAUAUAGUAGCACAAAUAGUUAAAUGCAUCUCAGUGUACUCAAGUAUUGUUUCUAAGUCUUAUGAAUGUCGACUGAAGGGUCAAGGAGCUACAUUUGUUGAAACCACCAGCCCUUUUAUUACAUCAGCUCUAGAUGAAAUUUCUCCAGUCAGUGAUAAGAUGCUUCAUGGUAUGAGGAGACAUCCACAACCCAGUGAACAAGUGCAACAGGUGAUCAUUAUUCAGGGAUAUGACAGUGAUUUCACAAUUGAUGCCUCAAUGGAGGAAACAGCAGCAGCUACCCUUCAGACUUUGGCAAUGGCUGGCCAAGUGGCAAGGGUCGUACAUAUAACCGAAGAUGGACAACUGAUAGCUACAAAUCAAAAUGGCUCUCAUGUAAGCAGUAUACUUCCAGAACAAAUACUCAAUGAACAGUUGUCAGAUGGGAAAACACAACUUGUUGUUGUUGAAGGCUCUGUAGGAGGAACUGCUAUUGAAGAAGCUGUUUCCUUAGGGAUUGCUUCAGCCCCAAAUAAUGCAGUGGUGCAACAGAUAAUGAGACACGAAUCUCUGGAUACAUCAAGGGUACACCCGCCUGAGUCUGCCUCAGCAUUAGACGCUUUGCUUUGUGCUGUAACAGAACUUGGUGAGGUGGAGAACAAAGCAGAACUCUUGGAUAGAGCACAGCUUUGUCACAAAGAAGCAUUGCAAGUGCCAAAUCCAGAAGCAGACACCGUUUCUAUUGAUGACAUAACACAGGAAACACAAAUGUUCCAUGGUGUUCAGGAAAUUGAAGAAGAACAGUCCAUGGAGGUAGUAACACAAGUUGUGCAUCCAUCUACCAUAAUUUCAUCUCAGGAAAAUGCUCAAGUCGCCUUCAAGAAAAUGGUUGAAGGAGUCCUCCAGUUUGCUGUAUGUGAUACAGCUGCAGCUGAUCAGCUGAUGAAAGAAGGUGUCACUCAGGUUAUUUUGAAUGAGGAAGGUACUGUGCAUAUGGUAGCUAGAGAAGGAUCUCAAAUAAUAAUGCAAGAGACUGACAGCCAUACUCUGAGCAUCCAAAGUCAACACAUGGAUUUGGUUGAAGCAGAUGGAGGAAUUUCACAGAUCAUUGUCACAGAGGAGAUUGCUCAAGCGAUGGUUCAGGAGUCUAACAAUAACUUCGCCAGUGGUGCAACUCAUUACAUAGUAACACAAUUACCACAGGAAAUUGAGAAUGACUCUAGAAUAUAUUCACAUACUAUGAUAGAGAAAGAAGAAACUCACGAACUUUUGCAGGCUGGCACAGUUAUAAAUUCUAAUCAAAAUUCUUGUGACGAAAGUGUUGAACAACUAAGUAGCAUGCUCAUUUACACAGAAGAUGGUUCACAAACAGCUAUUAUCCAGGGCCAAAGAGAUAACAGUGAACUAUAAAAGAUACUAAAGUACUCUACCUAAUAAGUUCAAAAAAAGAGAAAGAAUUAAACAUCAGAUAUAUUAUGUUUUAUUGUUAACUUAUAAGCAUUUCUAAAUGGUAUUUGCUGUUCAAUGCAUUUAGAUGGUGUUAGCAUCACCAUCUUGGGAAUGUUACAUAAAAAGGGAAUUUUCCUUGUUUUUGCAUGAGCAUUGAUCAGACUGUUACUGGUUAUAGACACUGAAAAUUUUACAAAAUAAAAUCAGAACAUACACAGAUGCAACUACCAAGAUAUUAAUUUAAUUAUCUUCAUUAGAUAAUUUGGGUUAUUUUGCUUAUCACCUCUUCAUUAUAUUUUGACAUUCUGAUAGUUUUAUCUUUCUUGUGAUUAAUUAUGUAAUUUGACUUAUCUGACUUUCUGCAGGGAGAGCAAAUUAAAUAUGCAGGUACUUAUAUCACCUAAUUGACACAGACAUCAACAAUUUAUAGAUUAAGGCAUUCUAUGUAUGCAAUAAUUUUUACAUUCCAAACCUGUUUAAAUACGCCCCAGUUAUUUCUACUCAAAAUGCAGUAUCCACAAUGAAAUAAAUUUAUGGUGUGGUUCAAAAUGCCUUUUUUCAAAAUACAUUUUAUUGUGAUUGAACCCCCAUUGAAUAUCAUGAGAUCUCUCUAAAAUCAACCCUUGUGGAGGUAUUAGCAAAAGAAACUCACUAAUACCUGUUACGUAAUCAUUGCUGGGAUUUCGUUCUUCUUCUUUUUUUAAAGUAUCGUUCAAAUAUAUACCAUUUUGCAGUUUGUUUUAUGAAUGGGCUUUGCAAAUAUUUGAUGACCCUUUCCAUGUUAAAUUCUGCCAUUAAUCUUAAGUGGAAAAAGUUGAAUUUGAUCUAUUUCUUCUUGGAUCAAAAUGUUGAUUUGGUUGUGGAUAAAUUCUGAUUGUUUAAAGUAAGUUCCUGCUAAAAACAAUUAUUUUUCUGCUAUAAAAACUUCUGUUUUUCCUUAAAAGAUGUAACUAUCAUAUAUAGGGGAACAGUUGGUUCUUUACAAUAAAAAAACAGCAUUAAAAGGUGUAUUCUCAUUUUUAAUGUUAAGCUUACCUGGAAGUAGAUCCCAUUGAGAGUUCUUACAGACAUGCACUGUUGAUCAAUACACAGAGCUGGCAUUAAAUAGACU